CCAGUUUGCUAACUGGUAGAUUCCUCUCGUCAUGCUUGGUUGGUAUGAUGUCAUUCUUUGGGAAACCAAAAACUUGCCUUGGCAGUCGUGAAAGAAGUUUGAAGGACCAACUUUUGCAAGAUUGUGCCAAUUCGGUUUUAUCUCGCGGUCACCUUGAGGAUACCGACGAACUUCCAAAGAACUAGGGCAAAUCAGGAAUUGGCUGAAAUAAGAACCCGGAACAUCCAUCAACAUAAAGCUUCUCGCUUUUACUGGUAUUUCCGAGAAGGCAAGAUGGCGCUUUUCACGUCCAAUGUGUGGAACAAUGAAAUUGUACGUACAACCUCAUUUUUGGAAACAAACCAGAAGAUGACCUCUAAAUAAAUUCAUUUGAUCUAUGAAGUGUUUGUGAUAUAACAUACGCCAAAAGUAUGACUCUUAGCUUAGUCAUUUCGAAUAAAAGGCGUCUAACAAUUCCGUAAAACAGGUGAAGGUCGAAUGGAGAUCUUGUCAAAAGUAUCUCAAAUCCUUUCUUGGGGAAGACUCGGUAUUAAAUCCGUUCCAGUCUUCUCCGAGCGGCAGCACACGUCCUUGAAAUGGUUUAUUUAUGUUAAGACCGUUUAAUCUGACGCACACAUCUUUCUUUUGGUUAUGGAGAGGCACAAUAAGUCUUUAUCCCUCGUGCUCCCACAAACAGAAUAAGAAACAACCUUUAUGCCCAUUCAUCGGAAUACUUUCUUUUGAGACUUUCCACAAGCUCGUCUAGUAAAGAUAAAGCAUCAGCGAGGAGGCGACCCUCUUUACUUAAGCUCAUCCGCCUCCAGUUUUCAACAAACUCACAAUGUUUCCGGACCAUCAUACACAAGCCAAUGCAAUGGCACCAAGCUUUCCCUCCAAAUGUGGCUAUUUGACCAAGUUCACAUUCCCUGAGCCAAGUACAUAGUGCAUAAAUCUGUCAAGUUUCAGAGCGAAGGUGCUUUCUCCGUUUCCUCACUAGAAAAUCCCAGCUUUCCCUUCUCAUUUGGUGCUCAUUUCCCAGGUCAAAGGCCAACAAUUCAAUGGCCUCUAUUCAGAUAGUACCCUUUGAAUGACAUGAACUACGUAGGGUCGGUUUCAUACCUGGCCAAAGAUUCAAUUUUACCUGUGAAUGGCUGUUUUAAAGCAUGGUGUACCAGAACACAGCAAUUUGUCUCUUGACCACCCUGUUUAUUCAGGCACCGUCAUCAGACAGUCUCCGUUGUUUUGAAGGCUUUGGAACCAUCAGCGAUUUCUUCCGAAAGCUCCCAGUGGAUUGUUUGCGACCUACGUCUCAGCCUUUCUUUCCUGUUUGUGUGAAAAUCCAUUCCAUGGAUUAUGGGGAUCACGUCCAACGAGAAUGUCAAUACGUGAAUGACCAGGACUAUGAGGGGGUACUAAAGGCCGAACAUUCGUUAAGAACACAUCCUGAUCUCAACAAUGACCCAACGUGUUCCAUUGUAGAGGAAAAUGGGCGCCAAGUGAUCAAAUGCCAAUGUAGUCAAGAACUCUGCAACACGACGUGCGGCACCGGGCUCUCCUUAAUCGCUAUCGCUUUUGUAAUAGCAGUCAACAUUACUUCAUGCACAUGAAUGACACUUUUACUAGAGAUCCUAAAAAAAGGAUCGGAAAUUGAAAAGCGUUUUUCAGUGGGAGCCACAGUUCAUUCUCAAAUAAAAAAUAACCU
Molecule: messenger RNA, 1681 nt
Organism: Tigriopus californicus
Lineage: Eukaryota; Metazoa; Arthropoda; Copepoda; Harpacticoida; Harpacticidae
Exons: 3
Coding region: 1143-1586 (147 amino acids)
Source: RefSeq, a predicted model, not a curated record